Messenger RNA from Larimichthys crocea (large yellow croaker), 1175 nucleotides. It is a transcript of the gene hebp2, whose product is annotated as heme binding protein 2. The record is from RefSeq and is a predicted model, not a curated record. Gene Ontology annotation, molecular function: heme binding. Bases 131 to 706 code for a protein of 191 amino acids. Gene Ontology annotation, cellular component: cytoplasm. Lineage: Eukaryota; Metazoa; Chordata; Actinopteri; Sciaenidae. The transcript has 5 exons.
UCAACCCGCUCAGCCAAUCAGAAUCCCGAUUUAUGUAACCGGAAACGAUGUUACGAAAACAAACGCACUGUGCAGCGUGACAGCGAGAAACCAAGCAACGUGAAUUCACAGAGACAUUUUCACAUCAGACAUGCUGAAAGCUGUGGGACAAGCUCUGUUCUCGACAGGUCUGCAGAAUCCUAAAUUCACAGCAGAGGAGAAACAGGGUCAAGACUAUGAGGUUCGUACCUACCAGGCCACUAAGUGGGUGAGCACCACUGUGAGCGGGAUGCAGUGGGAUGCAGCCAUGAACACCGGCUUCCGCCGACUCUUCAGCUACAUUCAAGGCAACAAUCACAACAAGGUGAAAGUGGACAUGACGGCCCCCGUGUCGUGCCGCGUGGAUCCUGGAGCCGGCCCUGCAUGUGAAUCUCAGUUCACCAUAUCCUUUUACAUCCCAGAAGAGCAUCAGGACAGUCCACCGGAGCCGAGCGACGCAGAGGUGUAUGUGGAGCAGAGGAAAGAGUUCACAGCUUAUGUCAGGACAUACGGUGGUUUCUCUAAUGAGAAAAUGAAGCGUGAAGAGCUCAUGAAACUUAUGGAAAGCCUGCAGAGGGAUGGAGUCCCAUAUAUGGAGAAGCCGUUUUACGCAGCCGGGUACGACAGUCCCUUCAAACUGACCAACCGCAGAAACGAGGUCUGGGUGCUCAAGAAGGAGCAGGAGUAGGAAAUUUAAAUGUCAUGCCACACUCUACAACACUAUAACUACAGAGCCACAAAAAAUAUAUCUUUUGAUAAUACUUGAUGAAUUUCAGACAGUUUGAUAACACUUAUUGAUGUCCAAAGGAGAAAAAAAUGAAGUAUGAUGGAUGAAAUUGAAGUUUUUAAGGUCAACAACCAGCAUUUCUCUGUUUUGUUUUAUUUUCUACUGAAUUAUAGAUUUACUGAAAGUCUUGAUGAAGAGACAAAGCAGAUGAUUACAAGACGAUUACUCUUAGAGUCGAUUAAUAAACCGUCAGGAGGGAAAAACUGGAUACAGUGGAACAAUUUCUCCAGCAGAUGGAGCCAUAAAGUCAGAAAAACAUUUGGUGCAUCUCGUUACAACAAAAACCACAAAAGUGCCUCGUUAGAAAUACACUAACUUUCUGUUUUUGUUUUGUGGAUAUUGUUUAUUGCGUUUAUUCUUUGAGGUGAGG